CUCCAUGUUGUGACCAUGACAGCUGCUUCGCUCUUUCCUUCACUGCAGACAGCUGAUAGCAGCACGCUGCAGGCAGAGGAGUAAACUCGCGCCUCUGGGCUCAUGUGAAGGCGUGAUGAUGCACGGCGAUCCCAAAGCAGCACUCGCGCCUCGCCCCGAGGUCUGGCGGAGCCUGCAGGGGCAUAGAAGAGUUGCGGCUUUUCAAACAUGGCAACUCUUCCAUUUUCUUCACAAAGGGUCAAUGUAUCAUCGUUUUCUUCGAGACACAAUAAAGUCCAUUUAUGAGCGUUGCGGGUAAGGCGUCACUGGACACAGCCAAGCCACUCUCGAGUUAAUAACCCAUUCUUCCUGAGGCGCCUUCCAUUGACACUGGCGUGAUGUAGUGUGCCCUUCCCCAGCAAUGCCUUAAUGCCAUCAGACCAGUUAAUACUGACACUCUAAUUUCAUGGAUUAAAGCUAAAGAAGUUAAGCUUUCUAUUGUUGGUGAACACAACAAGAUCACGAUCAAUAUCCUUUCGGUGACCGUCCACACACCCUCUCUGGCCAGAACACCUGACCAGCCCGUCCGGGACAGCCACUCGCCAUGUCGAUGCUGCUACCCCUGCUGGCGCUGCUGGUGGCCACUCUGCCAGCCACUGCGGAGAUGAACCAGGUGGUGUGGCACCGGGCGCUGGUCUCGCAGGCUCAGCUCGACGCCGCCACCAUGUCUGAAAGCUUCCAGGUGUCUGAUGAGAUCCUGUGCGCAGCCCUGGCUAACAACUCCCCCCGGUGUCACCUGCUGACCUACGAGGGCACCACCUGUGUCCUGUACGACGUGGCGGUGGACAGUCUGGACGCCGCCCCCGACGCCACCACGCCCUGCAGGACCCGCCACCGCAACGUGUGUUUCGUGGACGGCGUGCCGGUGUCUCACGGGACCAAGGUUGAGCAGGAAUGCUUCACCGCCCUCUGCUGGAAUCGUGCCGUCAUUCCUUACUACGCAGCGUCGACGACAUGCGACGGUGACUUCGUUCAAGACGCCCUUGGCUGUGUUUACCUGCACCAGGUAGAGAUGACCUGGUGCGACGCUCGACAGCACUGCGCCACACUGGGCGCCGACCUCGCCACCGUUUCUGCUUCAGAGUUUCCAGCUCUGCAAGCUUUUCUGGAAGCCUCUGCCAGUGGUGUGCAAGUGUGGGUGGGCGCGACGUUUCAGAAGUGGCUGGAUGGUCGUGACGUGGCAGGUGAGGAGUGGGGCAGUGGUGAACCCAACGGACCUCUUGAUGACUGUGUCCGCAUGAAAAGAUACAACGGAAUGUACAAACUAUAUGACAAUGGUUGCUCAAAUGCCUUUACUUUUUUGUGCAGGAGGCCAAUUUAACAUUCACGUCGUCCAGUGUUUGGUGUCUUGUCUGGAUUACUUGGUAUAGAUUCUACUGAAGUCACUGGGAUUUUCAGUGAUCCUAGUGGUGGUUUGACUAGAGUAGAGUUCUGCACAUUUAGAACUGGAAGUCUUUGAAGUUAUUAAGAGUGAUUGUGCUUGUAGUGUUAAUUAACAAGACUGUAUUUUUAACAGGAUCUACUAGAAAUUAUUGAGGAAUUAAAUGUUUUAGCAGUUCUAGUAUUGCUUUACCAAAGUGAACUUUCAAAAGGCUGUAGUAGAAGUUAUUUGAUAUUUCAAGAGACUGUUUUCAUGAAUUCAGUGGUGGUUUUAAAAUUAUUCUUUAUUUUAAACAAAUUUUAUCAAGUUUCUAAGAAUGUUCUGAUGAAUCUAGUGAUAAUGUAAGAGAUUAUAUGGUAUAAUCACCUAAAGAACAAAUGAAUUU
Molecule: messenger RNA, 1805 nt
Organism: Portunus trituberculatus (swimming crab)
Lineage: Eukaryota; Metazoa; Arthropoda; Malacostraca; Decapoda; Portunidae
Exons: 4
Coding region: 584-1360 (258 amino acids)
Molecular function (GO): signaling receptor activity
Source: RefSeq, a predicted model, not a curated record